AAGAUGUAUGAGAGCACACCUGUCAUUCGCCCGGCUGAACAGCCUACAGCAGUGAUGGCUCGUUUGGAUUUGACGAUCCUCUUACUCAUGUUGUCUGUGCAGUUGGAGGUCACAGACGCCUCUCUGACACAAUUCCAUGGGUCAACAGCCCCUGGAGACAUCAUCAUUGGAGGUCUUUUCCCCAUCCAUGAGGCAGUGACGACAGUGAACCUCACAAGCUCAAACAGCUUCUCUGCUCCUCAGCGUCCCACCUGCAGCACAUUCUAUACAAAAGGUCUAAAUCAGGCUCUAGCUAUGAUUCAUGCUGUGGAAAUGGCAAACAGAUCCCCCAUGUUGAGCAGUUUGAACAUUACUCUUGGAUACCGCAUCUAUGACACAUGUUCUGAUGUCACAACUGCACUUUGGGCCAUCCAAGAUCUCACACGGCCUCUCUCAGACUGUGAUUCACCAACAAACUCUUCUCAACCUGUCCGGCCUAUAAUGGCGUUAAUUGGGACCACUUCUUCGGAGAUCUCCAUCGCAAUUGCCAGAGAACUCAACCUUCUGCUGAUUCCACAGAUUAGUUACGGAUCCACAGCUACGAUUCUAAGUGACAAAAGUCGUUUCCCAGCUUUCAUGAGGACCGUCCCCACUGAUGAGUACCAAACCCAUGCCAUGGUAAAACUUCUGAAGGACAAUAAAUGGACCUGGGUUGGCAUUAUCAUUACAGAUGGAGACUAUGGGCGUUCUGCCAUGGAAAGUUUUGUUAAGCACACCGAAACCGAGGGAAUAUGUGUGGCUUUUAAGGUGAUCCUACCAGACUCCCUAGCAAACCAACAAAAAUUAAACGCCUACAUCAACAAGACCGUGGACAUCAUUGAAAAAAAUGCGAAGGUUAAUGUGGUGGUCUCAUUUGCUAAAUCAUCUCAAAUGAAGUUGCUUUUUAAGGGUCUACAGAGCAAGAAUGUUGCAAGUAAUAAGGUAUGGGUGGCCAGCGAUAACUGGUCAACUGCUAAAUAUAUUCUGAAAGAUGUAAAACUCUCAGAUAUUGGAACAGUACUUGGCUUCACCUUCAAGAGUGGAAAUGUUACACGCUUUCAUCAGUACCUUAAGGAUCUACAGUUUGAAAGUGAAGAUGAGAUGAACAAUUCAUUCCUGAAGGAAUUUUUAAAACAGCCUUAUAUAGGAAAUGUUACAAACGCAGUACAGGAACUGAUCAUGUAUUCGGACUUGGUCUUCAACAUUCAGAUGGCAGUCAGUGCUAUUGCUAAUGCUGUGGCAGAACUUUGCCUAAAAAGACAAUGCAAAACCCCAACAGCUAUCCAGCCCUGGGAGCUCCAUAGACAGUUGUCGAAGGUCACUUUUGAGAAAGAAGGAGUAAUGUACAAUUUCGAUGAGAAUGGCGACAUUAAUUUGGGCUAUGAUAUCCUCCUAUGGGAUGAACACGAAUCUGAAGGACAUGGCAAAAUAGCAGAAUACAAUCCAUCCUACAGCAAUUUUACUUUUACAACCAAGAAUCUAAGUGAUUUUAAGAACGUGACAUCUAAGUGUUCAGAGAGCUGUCGGCCAGGGGAGUACAAAAAAACAGCAGAGGGUCAGCACACUUGCUGUUACGAGUGUCUCGCCUGCGCGGAAAACCAAUAUUCCAACCAAACAGAUGCAGAUUCAUGUUCCAAGUGUGACCCCAAGAGUAUGUCAAUCUAUAAUAGUUCACAAUGUCAUCUCAAGACGUAUGAGUACUUUGAGUGGAAUAGUGGGUUCGCUAUCGUUCUGUUGACGCUGGCUGCCUUCGGCGUCCUCCUCCUCUUCUUGAUGUCUGCACUGUUCUUCUGGCAAAGGCACUCUCCGGUGGUAAAGGCUGCAGGCGGACCCCUUUGUCAUCUGAUCCUUUUUUCGCUGCUGGGAAGUUUUGUCAGUGUCAUUUUCUUUGUGGGUGAACCGAGGGAUGAGACGUGUAGGGUGAGGCAGGUCAUCUUUGGUCUGAGCUUUACGCUGUGUGUCUCAUGCAUCCUGGUCAAGUCCUUGAAGAUUCUUCUGGCAUUCCAGAUGAACCUAGAGGUGAAGGAGCUACUGGACAGGCUUUACAAGCCGUAUGUGAUCAUCUGCAUCUGCACGGGGCUGCAGAUCAUCAUUUGCGCUGUUUGGCUGACCUUGUACACGCCUUUUAAACACAGCGCAGUGCAGCCCAAAGUCAUUCUGCUGGAAUGCCAAGAAGGUUCAAGUUUGAUGUUCGGGUUAAUGCUGGGAUACAUAGCUUUGUUGGCACUUAUAUGUUUCACGUUUGCUUUUAAAGGCAGAAAACUUCCGCAGAAGUAUAAUGAGGCCAAGUUCAUCACAUUCGGUAUGCUCAUCUACCUCAUGGCCUGGGUCAUCUUCAUCCCUGUGCAUGUCACCACCAGUGGCAAAUAUUUACCUGCUGUGGAGGUGGUUGUUAUUCUUAUUUCAAACUACGGAAUCCUGAGCUGCCACUUUCUGCAGAAAUGUUACAUAAUUCUUUACAAAAAGGAGCACAAUACCAAAGACGCAUUCAUGAAGAAUGUAUAUGAAUACGCUAGGAAGAGUGCUGAGAACAUCAGGGGCUUGGGUGGAACUGAGCCACCGAGUAAAACGGAGAAUUCAGCCUACAUCAUAUCCAAUCCAUCACUUGUGCCUGAGGAGGAACAAGUUUCUGAUACCACACCUUAA
Molecule: messenger RNA, 2664 nt
Organism: Rhinichthys klamathensis goyatoka
Lineage: Eukaryota; Metazoa; Chordata; Actinopteri; Cypriniformes; Leuciscidae
Gene: gprc6a
Product: G protein-coupled receptor, class C, group 6, member A
Exons: 6
Coding region: 4-2664 (886 amino acids)
Biological process (GO): G protein-coupled receptor signaling pathway
Cellular component (GO): membrane
Molecular function (GO): G protein-coupled receptor activity
Source: RefSeq, a predicted model, not a curated record